This is a messenger RNA of Spodoptera frugiperda (fall armyworm), 1187 nucleotides long. RefSeq lists its product as uncharacterized. The record is from RefSeq and is a predicted model, not a curated record. The coding region runs from base 129 to 911 and encodes 260 amino acids. The transcript has a single exon. NCBI's taxonomy places the organism in Eukaryota, Metazoa, Arthropoda, Insecta, Lepidoptera, Noctuidae. Gene Ontology annotation, biological process: sensory perception; photoreceptor cell maintenance.
CCACGCCAAAAAUACAACAACAAAAAUUUAUAAAUAAAUAGACAAUCUGACGCUGUCAUUUCUAAUCUCAUUCAUUUUUGUAAGGGAGAUUUGUAUUUUUGAUUUAAUUUUUACACAAGUAUUAGACUAUGUCUGAAAAGAACUACACAGCACAACAGUUAAAUAAACAUAUUACAAUUAAAACGCCUUAUAAGCACAAGCGGACAAAGAAGUGGUACGGUACGGAGGACCCUUGCAAGCUACCACCCUUUAACUGGAUCGAAAGUGCCAAGAUUUACAACCAUAGUUACGAGAGGGUACCAAUUGAAUGGUUACUGGACAGUGCUGAUAUCCUAGUCCUCUACUUUUCCAUGCGAAACAGCGACAGGUCUGACAAUAUCAUGACCCAGUUUUAUGAGGUCUAUGAAAACGCGAGAUAUAAUAAUCUGCCCAUCGAAGUCAUCAAUGUACCUAUGGAUGAAACCAGGGAGGACAUGUGCAUCAGUUACGCGGACCAAGCCAACUGGUUCACUCUGAUGUUUGACGACCCCAUUAUAAUCACUCUCCAGUACAGACACGAGAUCACCGCUGUCCCUCACCUUGUAGUGACGCGAGUAGAUGGCUCCAUGGUCUCCAGUCAUGGAAUUUUGGACCUUGAUGAGUUUGGAAAAAAUGCGUUAAUUGCUUGGCUGUCAACAGCAGCAUAUACGAAGCCACGCAAGAAGUUAAGCAGAGACACGAAGAUGUAUGGGCCGCAAUGGAAAUAUUUGAACGCAGGAGUGGGGAAGGCGGAGACGCCUGAUUAUAAAAGAAAUUUUAGUAGGGCAGAUCUUUCAUUUUCUGAGGAUUUAGACGAAGAUGACGUGGAUACAUUAGUGGAAAAGGCUUUAAAAGCUGAGGCAGAGCAGGAUAAAGAAGAAGAUAAUUUGUGACUCCUUGUAAAGCAUGGAAUCCUGGUAACAAAUCAGUUUGCAAGUUAUUGUACCAUAAUCAUAAUAUUAGUUAGUAUAUUCAUUCUCAUGAACAUUGGGCAGAUGUUUAUACACUAUUAUAAUCAGGUUUUGAAUAACGUUUUUUUAUUAUUUUGUUUAUUUGUUAUUAAUGUUUAAAGCCAUUUUAGAUCAUUCUAACUCUUCUUAAUUUAGUAUUUAAUCCUCGGAUGUUUAUGUUAUUUCAUACUUACUUUAAUUAUACGUUUUUUUUCAAUA